Messenger RNA from Gossypium raimondii (Peruvian cotton), 3287 nucleotides. Its product is annotated as dephospho-CoA kinase. The record is from RefSeq and is a predicted model, not a curated record. Gene Ontology annotation, biological process: coenzyme A biosynthetic process. The transcript is spliced from 4 exons. Lineage: Eukaryota; Viridiplantae; Streptophyta; Magnoliopsida; Malvales; Malvaceae. Gene Ontology annotation, molecular function: ATP binding; dephospho-CoA kinase activity. The coding region runs from base 199 to 1017 and encodes 272 amino acids.
UAACUAAAAUCUGGGAUUCUAUUUUUCAAAUUAAAGAAGUAAAGAAAUUAUCAGGGGAAUUAGGUCAGGACUCAGGAGUAAGACAUAACAGAUAGCAUAAAAAAUAGUAGCAAAUUUGGGGCAUUAUGGUGUGCUCCACUUUCAGGUUUGUGUAAACGAGGUGGUAAGUUGAGCCAUUUUGGGCAGAAAUAAAGGCAAAUGCUGGUGGGUUCUUUUGGGAUCCAGAGGGUGUCGGUGACACAACAGUUUUGUCUCUCUAUCUUCGUAGGCGGCGAAGGAAACAGGGGAUUGGUCAAAGGGAAAGAUCUGAAACAGGGAGCGAAAAUGAGGUUAGUAGGGCUGACCGGCGGGAUUGCUUCAGGGAAGAGUACCGUCUCUUCCAUGUUCAAGCACAACCAUAUUCCCGUCGUCGAUGCUGACAUCAUUGCUCGGGAUGCCUUGAAGAAGAACUCCGGCGAGUACAAAAAAGUGGUGGCGGCAUUCGGACCGGACAUUUUACAAGAUGAUGGCCGAGUUGAUCGUUUGAAAUUGGGACGAAUUGUCUUCUCUGAUGCCUCCAAACGUCAACUCCUUAAUCGGUUAUUGGCUCCCUAUAUAUCUUCUGGCAUAUUUUUAGAAAUUUUGAAGCUUUGGUUAAAAGGUCAUAAGGUGAUCAUUCUUGACAUUCCGUUGUUGUUUGAGGCCAAGAUGGAUAAGUGGACAAAACCCAUUGUUGUUGUAUGGGUUGAUCCUGAAACACAACUUCAACGACUUAUGGAAAGAGAUAAUUCGACAGAGGAGGAUGCCAGGAACAGGAUUAAUGCUCAGAUGUCUCUAGAUUUGAAGAAGAGCCAAGCAGAUAUUGUGAUAGAUAACACUGGAUCACGUCAAGACUUGCAGGAAAGGUUCAGUGAGGUACUGUCGCAGGUCAAAAGGCCCUUGACAUGGACUGAAUUCUGGCUUUCAAGGGAUGGAGCCUUGACAGCUUUACUUGGUGUGAUAAUAGGUGUUCUUGCAGGCAAGAAAUUUUUUUGGUAAUUUAAAGGUACUGCAAUCACCACCGAGGCACCAACUUGUGGUUUCAAACUGGUAAUAAAUCUAGUCUUUUCUUGAUGAGGAGGUGAUGUUGUUGUAGGUAUAAAUAACAGCAAAUAAGAUGAAUUAUGCUUACUCCUGCCAAUUUUAUAUUUAAGAAUUCACUACUGUACCUUUUACUUAAAGGUUGUAGAAUGUUGUUGGUUUUCUUUCGAUUGCUAACUGUGAUAUACGUAGUUUUUUAUACCAUGAAACUUAGAUUUACCUUCAAACUCUUUACAUUACUUGGUAUAAAUUGAAUAAUCAUUUAAUAAUCUAGAUGUGAAUCUGACUAUAUUGUUACCGAGACUAAAGAUGCCUGCUGUAAAAUUGAACUUGCUUCUGAUUAUUUUCAUGCCAUAGAAUGAAAUUAUGGAAUUGGUUUCUGUUUUUACUUUUAACUUUAGGACCAUAGAAGUAGGUACCUUUUUGUUGCUACUGCAGGCUUACUGGGUUCACACCAGGCUGAAGAGAUUUCAUUGAUUGUAGUGGAAAAGUAUUUCAGCUCGCUUGGUUCCAUAAAACUCCUGGCUGCUGAUUACUUUCUUUGAUUGAUUCUGUAAGUUCCUUCCAUCCCCGCCUCAUCCUUCCGUGGGUUCAUAAUUAAAUCAGAUUCUUCUGUUAUUACUUGAAUAAUAUACUUGAAUUUAACUACUACAUUUUUGAAUUGCCUUGUUUUAUGAUUUGAUUGUUCCCUACCUAGCAUUCAUCAUCUGUGGUAGUCCUUCAUUUAGUAUUCCCCGGUAUAAUAUGCUUCAUACUUUACUGCCUUACCUAUUCUACAGCUUCUUUUGAUCUAGUUGAAGGCAAAUACCAUAAUGAGUGGUCUACUCACUGAGAUAAGUCCCCUUAAGUGUGGUUGUAUACUGCAUUAAGGUUGUUGCCGCCAUCAGAUUUUAUUGAAUUCUUCUUUUGAGAUUUGGGUGAUAAGACUUUUAAUGAUAAUAAACUUGUUCCUUUUACACUAUUUCUGUACAAAGGGCAUAAAAGCAAGACCUAUGAAUUGUGAGUGCCAAGUGUUGUCACAAGUCAAGCAUGGUAGAGCCAUUGGCUUAGACAAAGUGUAUUGGGUGGUGUUUUACAAAGUCCAUUAAAGUUUCUUAACCUCUUUUCUGGGGUAAAUAUCUAUACAUACCAGUUAACUUAAAAGCUUCCAAUUCUUUUUCAAAGGUGCUCGUACCACUGAAUUAGGUUGUUCAAAGCUAGCAAGGUUACAAUGGCUAUAUAAUUUAUUUUGUAGUUGAACUUUGUUAAUUUCUACUUCCGUUAAGGGCACUUGCGGUCGUUGUUCACUUUCAUGUCUGGCUGUUGAAAGCAUGAACUGGACAAAUCGAGAGAUUUAUCUUCAUACAGGUACGACUAGGUUUUUCUUAUGCUAUCAUUUGUUGGUUUAUAACUAUUUUUCAUUGAGAUGUUUGACAUAAAUGAGAACCAAAACUGAUAAGAUAUUCUCAGAGUAGAAAUGGGGGUAAAGCAAGGGACGGGAAGGAACACUUGCUUCUUUUGAUGUCUGAUUUUAUGAGGUCUAAUUCUGCUUUUAUUCAAUUUACUCUUUGUACCUACUUUUUUUAUUAUUUAAAAAUUAAGGUUCAAUUAAUAACACCAUUAGAGACCAUCAUAUUAGGUGGCAUUUGUAAAAAAAUAAAUUUGAUCAUAUGACCAAUUUGAAGCCUUGUGGAAACCAUGUAAAUAAAUAAAGUUGCUGUCAUGGUUGGGCUAUGAAUGGUAAAAUAUAUGACUAGAAAAAUAAAAAAUAAGAACAAUCGGUUUUCACUUCUUGCUUUUCUAAAAUGAAUUUAUUUUCUUAUUCAUAUAAUCUAAUUCAACGUAAGUCUUUUAUUGGUAUUGUCUGUUGGACUUCAAAAUUUAAAUCAAAAAGAGUAGAGGGAUUAAAUUUCAAAUGUGUGAAGGGUAGAGGGACUAAGAGCAUAAUUAAACUGUUUUAUGGUCCUUGUAAUUAGUGGCAUAUUGCAAAUAACUGAAGUAUGUGUGACUGGAGCAAUAAUUAAUGUUCCCCGCUAACCGGCCGCUUAUGACAAAACUGUAACUCUAUGCGAGGUCUUCAGUAUACCUUUUUAAGCAGCUUCAAGAAGAGCAAAGGCACAACAAUGGUUAUUAUUAAUUAUUAGCCACUCUUGAUUUUUAUGAUUUUAGGUAGGUUUGUUUGUAAUUAUAUAUGUGUGACAUAUUUGGAUAACUACAGUAAUCAAUGAAUUUUACUAAAUUCGGUUUAA